AUGCGCACCUCUCCAAAUGUGAUCAUCACCGGCACCCCCGGCGUGGGGAAGACCGUCCACUGCGAACAACUCGCGCAAGAGAUCGGCUUGAAGCACCUAUCCAUUAACCAGGUCGCAAAGGACCGUGGAUGCUUCGAUGAAUACGACGAGGAAUUGAAGACCUGGGUUGUCGACGAGGAUAAGCUCCUCGAUGCCCUUGAAGAUGAAAUUCCUAAUGGCGGCUACUUGAUCGACUGGCAUGCCUGUGACCUCUUCCCUAAGUCCUGGAUCGAUCUCGUCGUUGUCCUCCGCUGCCCCACUACAGAUGUUCUUUACGACCGACUUUCCUCCCGGGGCUACCAUGAGAAAAAGCUAGAAGAGAACGUCGACGCGGAAAUCUUCGGCGUCCUAUCAGACGAAGCGCGGGAGGCAUUCGACGAAGAGAUCGUGGUCGAGUUGAACAGCGAGCAGGAUGCAGAUGUAGACUCGAACUGCCAGCGGAUCGCGCAAUGGGUAGAUUCGUGGAAGCAGUCGCAUGCGCAGAAUGCGGAUUGA
This is a messenger RNA of Penicillium psychrosexuale, 534 nucleotides long. RefSeq names its product nucleoside triphosphates FAP7. Gene Ontology annotation, molecular function: AMP kinase activity; ATP binding; ATP hydrolysis activity. The coding region runs from base 1 to 534 and encodes 177 amino acids. Gene Ontology annotation, cellular component: cytoplasm; nucleus. The transcript is spliced from 3 exons. NCBI's taxonomy places the organism in Eukaryota, Fungi, Ascomycota, Eurotiomycetes, Eurotiales, Aspergillaceae. The record is from RefSeq and is a predicted model, not a curated record.